AUGGAAGAAGAAGUCGCGUUGGAACGCGCCUCACAACUGGCAAUCAAGUACUUGCUCCGCGAGCCCGCUUUUUUAGAGCUCUGGGAGCAGAAAGUGGCCGAGCAGUUGGAGAGACAUCAGGUAAUUUGUAAUCUUCAGCGAAAGCCUAACAAAAAGCGCGAACACUGACGGAAAUUAAGCGACAAUGGAGUAGAAAUGUGCAAUUUUCGAAUUUCUUUCCAAAAGUGCGGUAGAGCGUAUUUACACCCCUCUAUUUUCAGAGCGCCGCUCCGUCCACCUCCUGCCACGGCAUCAGUUCGCUCCAAACGGCGGUCGGCGAACUAACGGCCACAAUCGAGUUUGUAGUGACAACGUUUGAGGAAAACGGUACGAAAGUGUUCAAAUUGCGAACUGUCGCGCAGUUUUUCCCCGCGAAAGAGCGGGAUUGCAUGACAACAACAUUUUUGCAGUAGACCCGCGGAAUUGUGUGCUCUGCAUCGAGAGCACUUCUUCGAAUCGAGACGCGUCGGCCCUGUUCGAAGCGGGUCUGAAAGUGGAGAAGCUGACGAAUACGGCGGUGCGAGAGGCGGGCGUCGACACGAUCGCAGUGCAGUGAGUGACGGGUUAUUGUAGUUGGCACCGUGUGCAAACACCGCGAUGCACAACAAAAAUCGGCAGAAAACGCCACGAAAUUUCUUUUUAUUUCAGAAUCGGCGCAGCAUGUCGACGACUUGUUCAAGUACUGAAAGCGUACGGGAAAAAGUUUCAGAGGUGAGAAAAACUCCCCCCUUAAUUUAUCGAUUUUUUCCAGCCAAAACUCCGUGGACACGCGCGCGUCGCUCUCUUUUGCCAAUCGCCUCUGCCGACUGUUCUAUACGAUUUCGAGAGAAAUCUCAAAACUUGCCAAUGAAUUUUCGGACGUUAAUGAGCGGAAAAUCGUACGGAAUUUGGGGAGGAAGUUACGAGAAGUCAGCGAUGAAUUCAAUGUGAAAGUGAUGGCGGAGCUCGAGCGAAUUGAGCAGGAGGAGGAGAAACGAGAAAAGAGCAAGAGUCAGAGAACGUGCCGACCUUUAAGGCCCGUUCCGGAACGACUUCCAGAGCCGUACGGAGUCAAGACUCGGAGCCAAAAGAAGCUGGUGACGUCGAUUCAAGAAGCGGUGCGGGAAGCGGAGGAAGUGGAUCGGGGGAUGUACUCGAGACGGACCCAUCCGCCCGGAAGCAUCGCCACCUCGAUUGUGUCGAAACGCAAGGGGUUUCUGAUUAAGGACUCAUUGGCAAAGGUACGGAGGGUUUUGUUUAGCGCGGUACAUUGAUUUUUCAUUUUCAGGCAAGAGAACGUGUUCAAAGGGUGCCGCACAUUCCGAGGAAACACGAAGCAAGUACGGAUGUGAAAGAGCAUGAACCGGGCGGUCUGGAAGAGGACGAUUACGAUGUGAUGGCAUCGGCGAGGGCGAUGACGGGAAUGGUGAUUGCGGAGAUGAGACAGACGAUGCGUCUGGGCAAUGACGAACAUUUGCUCAUUUUUGAGCAGUAA
Molecule: messenger RNA, 1513 nt
Organism: Caenorhabditis sp. 36 PRJEB53466
Lineage: Eukaryota; Metazoa; Nematoda; Chromadorea; Rhabditida; Rhabditidae
Source: the annotation of a GenBank genome assembly